AUGAAAGCAAUUUAUUCAGUGAUAUUUUUGACUUGGGUUAUUGCGGGAACCAAAGCGACGGACACAAAUGGAAACAUCACGACGAUUAAAAUUGGGAUCCUCUUAAUGACGUCAGCCGUGGAACCGUUUGACCGACGACGGGCCGGCCCCGCUAUAGAAAUAGGGAUCGAACACGCCGAGCGAAACUUCGGGAUACGGUUUGAUUACAUUUACCACAACUACACUGGAUACUGUCCUAAGGAGACGGCGGUGGGACACCUUUCUCAGCUCUACUACCAAUCCCGUGUCCAAGCGGUCAUAGGGCCCGCGUGCUCUGCGGUUUUAGUUGCGGUCGGGCGGCUGGCGGAGUUCCUGAAGUUGCCCAUCGUAACCGGCCUCGGGGACCUCGUAGUGCGCGAUCCCGAUGAUGCCGACAUGUACCGGACACUAACGAUCCUGUCGUAUAACAUCAGGAAACUGUCGAAUUCGCUUUCCGCCAUACUGUCCGCAUUUGACUGGAAGCACACUGCUAUUUUGUAUGACAUCACAUACGUGUUCUUUGACCUGGCUGGAUCGAAUCUUGUCAACGACUUCCGAUCAAACACUGACCUUGCUCGACCAUACGACAUUCCGUUUAAUCCUCAGCAGAUUACUGAUUACGCACACAUUUUAAUGGAGGCUAGUAAGCAUGCACGAGUGUUCAUCAUACUAUGCGACUCGGACGUGCUCCGACACAUCCUAUAUCGGGCCUACUACAAGGGAAUGGCGGAAGGGGAUUACGUGUUUAUCACCAUGGAGCUGUUUCCUAGCGACUGGUUAGGUUACUACAUGAAAUUCCUGAGAGGCGACGAGAAAGACACGGCGGUAACCAAGGCGUACGAGUCGCUUCUGCUGCUCACUUUACGUCAGCCAGAUAAUCCCGAGUACACGGCGUUUGCGGAUGAGGUCAAGGUGCGAGCCAGGCGGGACUAUGGUUACGAGUUUGGAUCGGACGAAGAGGUGAAUUAUUUCAUUACUGCGUUUUAUGACAGCGCCAUCUAUUUAGCCAAGUCUUACAGAACUAUUCUUGACGAGGGAGGAGACGUGAAUGAUGGAAUGGCGGUUGCACAGCGCCUGUGGAACGGCACAUUUGAAGGAAUAACUGGUCCAGUCAAAGUAGACGCUGUUGGGAGCAGAGAGGCAGAUUUUGACCUAUUUGACAUGAUAUCACCAUUGACUCGACAAUUCCAGAAGAUUGGUCGUUUCCGGGGUGCUACACAACUCUACGUGCCGACAGAGGGCGUCGCGGUUGUGUGGCCCAAAGGACUUCCGCCGGAUAUGCCCACCUGUGGGUACACCGGCGCGCUUUGUAUUGUUGACAUCGAUGAUAACACUACACUGAUUACCGUUCUGAGUAUCACACUGACGGGUAUGCUGGCUGUCGUGUCCACCGCUAUCAUCGUUCUUUAUAGGAAAAUUAAACUCGCACAGGAAAUCGACCAGAAGUCAUGGCUUUUCCAGUACGAAGACGUCAAGCUGAGGAAGACCAGACUAAAUGACUCCUUCAUGUCCAAAUCUCUUUUGACGAUGGAAACUAGGAUGCAGCUUCUGUCGAACGCCAACAUCGCAAAGUUUGUGGGUGCUUGCUUACAACCCAACUCUAAUGUUCUACUCAUGGAGUACUGUUCCCGAGGUAGCCUACAGGACAUGCUUCAAAAUGACAGCAUAGAGCUUGACUGGGCCUUUAAAUAUUCCCUGAUCAACGAUAUAAUCAAGGGUAUGCUGUACCUCCAUUCGAGCCCGCUAAAGCUGCACGGUCGGCUUUCGAGCACCAACUGUGUUAUUGACGCUCGUUUCGCACUAAAACUCACGGACUAUGGGCCUCAUUUGCUUCUGGAAGCUGACCGAGAGGUAGAGCGUAAGGAGUGCCUUAAUGAUCGGACUUACAACAUCGGAAAACUCUUGUGGACAGCUCCGGAACAUCUGAGAGGCGCAACCGGCUUCAUAGGGGCCUCGCAGAAGGGGGAUAUCUACUCGUUUGCAAUCAUCUUACAAGAGAUAGCGAUGAGGUCAGGGCCUUUUGAGGGAAACGCGCAGGUUGCUUCAGAUGUUAUCGACCUGGUGCGCAACGUGCAGGUACCGCCCUUCCGGCCUUUCAUACCCGAUGACUCGUGCAUUCCCGUCCUCCGGACGAUGAUCGAGACCUGCUGGGUGGAGAACCCCGCCGACAGGCCGAGCUUUGGCCAACUGGAGGAGUCGUUUCGGAGGAUACGAGCGGGCAAGACAACGAACAUCAUGGACAACCUUCUUCAGCGCAUGUCCAAUUACGCAGACAACCUUGAGCAACUGGCGUCCGAAAGAACCAAGGCGUACCUCGAAGAGAAACAGAAAGUUGAAGAAUUGCUGCACAGGCUUCUACCUAAGUCUGUUGCAUGCCAACUGCAGGCCGGAAAAUCCGUCAUACCGGAGACGUUUGAUUGCGUCACCGUCUACUUCUCUGAUAUUGUCGGCUUCACAUCGAUCUGUAGCAGAAGCGCGCCUAUCGAGGUCGUCGACUUUUUGAAUGACCUCUACACAGCGUUUGACAACGCCAUUGAGAAGUUUAGCGUUUAUAAGGUGGAGACAAUAGGUGACGCUUACAUGUGCGUUUCCGGUCUCCCGGAACGCAUCGGGAACAGUCACGUGACCGAGAUCGCCGACAUGUCGCUGGCAAUCUUGGAAACAGUGGGGGUCUUCAUCAUCCGGCACCUGCCAAAUGAGCACAUGCGCGUGCGGAUCGGCCUCAACUCAGGUCCCGUCGUCGCCGGCGUUGUCGGCCUCACGAUGCCCCGGUACUGUCUGUUUGGUGACACUGUAAAUACUGCAUCGCGUAUGGAGUCCACCUCGCUACCUAUGAGGAUUCACCUGUCAGAAUCAACCGCGCAGUUGCUACAAACGUUUCCCGAAUAUGUAAUAGAACCAAGGGAGAAAAUUGAAGUAAAGGGAAAGGGGCUGAUGAACACCUAUUGGUUGAACGAAUCAAUGAAAACGUGUCAGACGCCCUAAAGUAACGUGUCUGAGAAUAGAUUCCGAAAAACUAACAGUUUGUUUAUAACAUGAACAUACAAUUUUCAUAAUAACCAGCGUAUGCAUAUUUAAAGAUAUUGAUGUAAUAUUACGUAGGUUAGUCCUGACUCUUGAAGUCACCGUUCAUUAUCAUAACAUUCCUGAAACAGUUAUAUUUUAAGAAUUCGAAUUAGACUAUAUACGUACUGAAACCUAACAUCAGAACCUUCUUUUCUGGAAGAAAACACUUAAUGAACGCAAAUAAAAACUCUCGUAUUAUUUGUGAAUAGCCCUUACUCUCAAAGUAUCGGUCCUCCCCAUAGUAUCGUGCCUUUAAUCCUUCAAGAAAUGCAGGACAGUUAAUGUUGUUUUUUUCAAUGUUUAGAAGUUGGUAUAUAUUUGAUGGUUAUCCAUAACUAUUACGACGAUCAUUUUUCCGGUGUUAGUUGGAAAGUAGAUCAUGUUUAUUCCAGGGUGAUGCUAUGCCUUUAAUUACGUAUCACAAUUAUGUUAGUUUGUUUAUGGAUUCAUAGCAUCUUUUUCAAAUAUUUUAUUCAUUUUUCCAUUAAGUUACUUUUUUAGAACAAGCACAUGCGCAUAGUAUAAAAUCUUUGCAACCAAUCAGAAGGGCCGAUACUAUGACAAAAAUUGCACAUGAAAAAGAUAAUUACAUGGAGAUAAGUCUAGCAAGUAUUUUGUCAAAACAUUGCCGAUUUAAAUGCAGUUUUCAUUGUUAUGUCCAAGAAUUCACAUUGAACUAUAGGGACAUAAAACACAAGCGUGUUUUGGUAUUUGUUCACUUCAAAAUUCGUAUGUAUUCUUUAAGAGGACCGAUACUACGGAUAGACAUGCUAAGUAUUAUGCUGAAAUGUAUUGUAUUGUUGAUAUUUCAUAAAGUGGUGCUAAAAUGAU
Messenger RNA from Dreissena polymorpha, 3915 nucleotides. Its product is annotated as atrial natriuretic peptide receptor 1-like. The record is from RefSeq and is a predicted model, not a curated record. Gene Ontology annotation, biological process: intracellular signal transduction; cGMP biosynthetic process; receptor guanylyl cyclase signaling pathway. The coding region runs from base 1 to 3003 and encodes 1000 amino acids. Gene Ontology annotation, molecular function: ATP binding; peptide receptor activity; protein kinase activity. Lineage: Eukaryota; Metazoa; Mollusca; Bivalvia; Myida; Dreissenidae. The transcript has 21 exons. Gene Ontology annotation, cellular component: membrane.